AUGAAUGCAUCAGAUGAUGAUAAGACCGAGGCACACUCCGUUAGAAAUGAUGAGAGUGGUAGUUGUGUGGGCUCCUCCGCGGAGGACUCGGCAGGCGCCGCCGCCGCCCUUUCAUCUUCCCGUUCGAAUUGUAUGGAAGGGGAUUAUGAAAACGAAGAAGAUUUUGAAAGUAGUGGUUUAAGAAAAGAAACCGAUACGCCUGGGUAUGGAAAGGAAAUCAUAUCCUCUGAACACGGUUCCCCAGAGUCUAAAGAAGGCGGUGGACGUCUGCAUACGACGGUGAGUAGUGAUCCUCACGCAGAGAAUGCACAGCCACCACCUUCUGUGGGUUUGGUAAAUGAGGGUUGUACAUGUUAUUUAAAUUCACUUUUACAACUCUUAUUUCAUCUUAGUUAUUUUCGUAAUGCUGUCUACCGUAUGCCAGUGGAAGAAGGGGAGGGUGAUAAGGAGAGUAUUCCACAGGCAUUGCAGGAACUUUUCUUUCAAAUGCAAGAACGAGAUACACCAGCACAUACAAAAAAACUAACAUCUGCAUUUGGAUGGGGUGAAAGAGAAUUAUUUGUUCAGCAUGAUAUUCAGGAAAUGGCAACCCUGCUGCGGGAUAAUCUUGAAGAGAGAAUGAAGGGAACUGUGGCAGAAGGCACUAUUAAUCAACUCUUUCAAGGUAGUGGUAAACAAAUAGUAGCAACACUUGAUCGAACGUUUGUAUCCCCUAGUCAUGAUACCUUUUACGAUAUUCAUCUUCCAUUGGGAUCUAAUAAUACUCUUAUAGAUAGUUUGCGAUCUCUUACGGCUAAGGAAUUACUGAUUGGGGAUAAUAAAUACCGUGUGGAAGAGCCAGGGAAAGAACCAGAAUAUAAAGAUGCAGAGAAGAGUUACAGAUUUUGUCGUUUUCCACCUGUGAUAUGGUUUCAUCUGAAGCGAUUUGAGAUGAAUUUAAUGUCACCUUCACUUGAGAUGAAAAAAGUUAACAACCGUUUGGAGUUCCCGGUUGAGCUUUCCUUAGAGGAAUUUGAAAAAGGUGACAGUAGUUGCAGUGGAAGUACAAGUAGUGAUAAUGAUGAUGAUGAUGGUAAUGAUAGUAGUGAUAGUAGUGAUAGUGAUAGUGAUAGUGAUAGUAGUAAUGUUAAUAGUACUGAGGGUGGAGAUGUUGACAGUAAAGAUAAUGAAGAAGAAGAGGAUGAGGAGAAGGGUGAAGUAGAGAGAGCUGAGGAAGAUACACAACAAGAGCAGAGAGAGAAGCAAAAAGGUAAAAAACAAAGCAAGAGAAAAUAUGAGACAAGGGAUGAAGAGGGAGAAGAAGAAGAAGAAGAACAACAACAACAACAACGAAAAGAAAAGAAGAAGAAGAAUAAAAAGAAUGAAAAAAAGAAAAAUAAAAAUACCAAAGGAGUAGAGCAACCAUUCAGCAAAGACUCACCUCCUAUUUAUGAUCUACAAGGUGUUAUUGUACACCGUGGCUCUGUUCGAAGUGGACAUUAUUAUUGUUACAUCCGUGAGUGGGAUCCCGUACAGGCCCGAUUUACCCGUUGGAUUGAGUUUGAUGAUGAGAGAGUACGAGUGGUGGAUGAGGAAACGGCAGUUAGUAAUAACUUUGGCGGUCCAGUCAUUCGCCAUGGACGACCGUGUAAUCCUUUAAGCACAAAUAAUGCUUAUAUAUUAUCUUAUGUACGGCGAGCCGAUUGUCCAAAGGUGUUGGCUCCCUCACCAACAGAUAUCAUUCCACAACGUGUAAAAGAUGUGUUUCGUCGUGAUAUGUUAGAAGAUGAUCGUCGUGAACAGGAAGAGAGAGAACGUCGUCGUAAGUUAACCAUCUUUAUCAUCACAGAUGAGAUUAUUCGUGAAUGUGUUAAUAUAUAUCAAAGAGAAACUAUGCCACGAGAUGCACGGGUAUCUUUACUGGAAAGUAUUGCAAUAGAAGUACAGAAAUCUGAUACCGUACGUCAUGUUUAUGCUACUAUUGCUUCUCAUGGAAAAUUACAUACACUAAGUAUGAAUCCACUUAAUUUUAGACUCUGGCGUUUAUUAUCUAAUCGCAAUAUUCAUUACUUAAGAGCACUUAAUAUUUCUAUUGCUGGUACGGAGAGAGUAAUGCAGGACUAUCUUGAUAAUGCUGGAGAGGAACAUAGUACUAUGACUUCUCUCUACAUUUACUUGCAGCAACCCACUACUCUACAAUUGGUUCCUUCUUCAGAUAUCCGACAAAUUCCAAGAGAAAGAGAAUUUGUAGAUACAGUGUCUGAUUUUCCAUAUGCAGUAUUUUUACCAACUCCAAUACAACUUGAAGCAGUAACGAUUUACUUUGAAUGUUAUGCCCAUUCAUCUGUUAUGAUGGUUAUAAGUAUUUCUCUUUACGAUGUGGAUGGUAAUAGAAUCAACUAUGAGGAUCAGGGUCCCCUUUCUGAAAGUAAAACAUUCAGAGUAAACUCAGAAUCUAGAUCUAUACGAGGUGUGGAAUGUAGUGUGAAAGUCCCUCAUCGGGCAGCGAGAGUGGUGAUUACGCAUGUACAGAUAGGUGUUUCUAAUUCUACUCUUUCUAGUCAACGAACAAGACCACGAUUAGGGGAAUCCGUGUUACCAAUAGCCGCUUUAGGUCGUGUACUCGUUUUCUUUAAAUAUUUUAAUUACAAUACGUGCCGUUUGGUAUACGCAGGUUCAGCUGUUGUGUCUCUGGCCGCUACGGUUAAGGAAUGUGGAAGAGCCCUUCUUCAAUUACUCGGUGAAGGUGAUAUGUCAUCAGCAUCGCUUGAUAUGUAUAAAGAAGAGUCUAUAAAUACCCGCUUACUACAAGCGAAUGUCUCACUUAUGACAGUUGGCAUAGAGUCUGGCAGUAUUUUAAUAGCACAACGUAAUGAUGUACCUUUAAUAUCUCGUUUCCGAACUGUCAAUAGUUAUAUUAAUGGUUUUUCUCGCAUAUUUCCUGUAUAUUUUAUACAUAUUGACUUUUCUGAAACAGAGACAACAUCUGGAAUGGAUAAACGUGAUACGAACUUGAAUAACGCUAUGCUUCCAGUUUCUUCUUCUUCUCCUCUUUCUAGUGGAGGAGGAGGAAAAGGAGUAAGUGAUGGUAUUUCUACUGGGAGGUUUUCCAAUCGUAGUGAUAGUAACAUGUUAAGAGAUUCUUCUUGUGUUGUGGAAGUAGUUCAUUCUUCUACUAAUGUAGAGAAUGAAUCCUUUCAUACAUAUUUUUAUCCUGAACGGUGUUUUCGCACCGUAAUGACGUACAGAGAGAAAAGAGAUGUUCAUUGGAGGUAUGAAGAAAUUUGUGAUUAUAUUGGAAAUGCGAGUGGAUUUGACCCUAAUUUCAUUCGUUUAUAUCGUAACAGUGUGGACAGUAUAGAGCGAGCCGUACCUGAACCAGAUCCAGCACCGAGUGUAUCAUCCUUUGCAGAUCCCAUUAGAGAUCCACGCAAUAAAGUCUUAUUCUUUGAAGUAUUACGUGAACCACGACGAAUUGUAGAUUCUCGACUAUGUGUUAUUAUAACAGUGCGAUCAGAAAAAGAUGAGCCUCUUUACACAGAGAGAAUUAUUGUGCGGGAGAAUGCCAUGUAUGGGGAAUUGGUGCAAGGAACUCUGGAACGCUGCACGGAAGCCUUACGUCGUGCGGCAGCGGUAAAAAGAAAGAAGAAUAUCUCUGAAUCAUCAGGAAAGAAUAACAACGAUAAUAACGAUAAGGAUAAGAACGCUACUAACACUUCUUCUCAACCGUCUGAGUUUACUGUUGGUGAACAUUAUUUGCUGCUUGUGAUGGAUAUCUGUGCGGGUGUGAUCAAGGAGAUUAUUGAAAUCCCGCGUGGGGCAGAUGGUCGGUGGGAGUGUCAUCGUGUCGUGGGCAGUCUUAGUGGCCGCUACAGUGGCAGCCAUAUCCCACACACGACGCCUCUCAGUGAAUCCAAUAGUCAUGCGAACAGUGUUGGGGCCGCAAGAGGCCGACACCUGCUCUCCGCAUCUUCCUUAUCGCAUCCAUCAUCACUAUCACUAUCAUCCUCCCAUGCCCAUCUUUACAGUGUGGGGGCGGGUGGGGGGCCGUUGUCGCUGGUGUUGGUGCCGGCCGCCCCGCUGGGGGACGCGGAGUGGCGCCUCGCCUGCGGGCACGCGGAGUGGCACGCCGGCACCCACGGCGGAGCCCCGCUGCUCUUCGCCCAGCCGUUCGCCGUCACGCUGCACGUCCACGACUCCGUCGCGCGGGCCCGCGAGGUUCUCCUCCAACACACCGGCGUGCCGCCAGCGGAGGUGGAGGCCGGCGGCUGCGGCGUCAUCAUGUACACAGACACCAUCUGGCACUUCUCCAACUGGAACGAGCAGCUGCUGCCGUACUGGAAGAACACAGAGUGCAACACCGGCCGCAUCCCAACACUCUUGCUGAACCACAGGCGGCCAAAGGAGAAGCCGGGCUCACGGUAUGUCGCACAGAAUAACCCAGCUCUCUCUAUUUCAAAGAGAUGA
This is a messenger RNA of Trypanosoma theileri, 4446 nucleotides long. Its product is annotated as putative ubiquitin hydrolase. The transcript has a single exon. Gene Ontology annotation, molecular function: cysteine-type deubiquitinase activity; cysteine-type endopeptidase activity. Gene Ontology annotation, cellular component: nucleus; cytosol. The record is from RefSeq and is a predicted model, not a curated record. The coding region runs from base 1 to 4446 and encodes 1481 amino acids. Lineage: Eukaryota; Euglenozoa; Kinetoplastea; Trypanosomatida; Trypanosomatidae. Gene Ontology annotation, biological process: protein deubiquitination; regulation of protein stability.